UUAAAUAAGCUUUUCUUUGACACUCUUUCUAAAAUGUGAACACUGUUUUAUAGGUAUAUACAGAAGUAAUUGUUACAUUGAUAUGUACACUACAAACCAAAUUAUAGUAUUUAGGAGAAACUAACAAAGUGUAGAUAUUAGUUGACCAAGAAGCUACAGAACAAUGAGAAAAAAAAAGAAAGUGGUUCUUUAUUGGGAAUUCAGAUCCCAAGUUCAGAUAGAGUGAUCAAAGAAUUAAAACGGCCAAACUCCACAGUGGUCCAGGGGUGGGUAUGUUUGAAAAAAGGAAAGAGAGGAAGGAGGGAGAGUAGGGAAAGAGCUGGGAUUGAAAGCAAGCAGCAGCCCAUAUUGUUUUCACUCAGCUUAUCCUUCAUCAGUCUGCCAAUGCAACUGCAGUUUAAACUUUGUCAUGAUGCUGAAAGCACCAGUUAGCUUUAGGUGGACAUCAUUUUGGCAUUCGGUAAAGUGAUCAAUUUGCAGAUUUUUGUCUCAAGGAAAGGAUGGUGGUUUUUCUGGGUAAAAAAUUUCGAUCCCUUUUGUCAGUCUUCAAGAAGAAGGCAGGACAAAAGCAAGAUGAGCAAACAAAACUGACAGUGCAUUACACAUCCUCUCAAUACUAUCAGGAGAAUGUGUUCAUUGAAGGAAGCAGGCCAAAAUAUCUGGAAGAUCUGCACACUGAAGCCCAAGAAGGGCUUAAGAUACUGCAACAGGAGGAGCAUAACAUUGCAAAGGACCUUAAGGAUGAUCAGACUACUUCCACUGUAACAGAACAACAACAUGAUGUCAACUGUGAAGAAAAAGAAGGACUUUUGAGUUCUGAAAGCACUGCUGACCACUCCAUUACAUCAGUGUCUACUGUGUCUGCAGUGUCCCAAAGACCUGUGCUAACACGCCAAGGCUCAACUUUUAAGCCCUUGAACACUCUGAAGAGGCUGGACAACCCUCGAAAAAGGAGUAGAAGAACAACAAUUAUGGGCAUACCACAACAGGUUCAGAGAGAGCUAUUUAUUGGGCGAGAAGCUUUACGACAACUCCAGAAUGAUAAAGAUGAUGAGUCCUCUGGUAGAGUCAUAAUUCCAAGAUUUGAUGGAGAGAUGCUUGUAACAAAUCAUGAAGGGGCACGUGUACACCUACAGGAUAUUGAAGCCCUUCAAGUUUCCAGAGAUGACCAACUUCUCAGGCACCAUGUACAUGCUGUGUAUGGUGAUGACUUCUUUCUAAGCACCAGAUCAGGUCUACAAAUGUCCCAGAGACCCAGGUCUCUUGCUGUACCAGGAAUAACAACAUCCUCUGCCCUCUUCCAAGAACCACAAGGUCCUGUGAUGUCUAUCUCACCACAGGCUACCUAUUUAUCCACAAUUAUUCCGAAUGCAAUCCUACCUUCUUCAAUAGAUGUGAUUGAAAUCGAUAGAAGGUACAACCGGCGAAGCGUCUGCGCAGUUAGCAAGAGCAGUUUAGCACCUUCAAGUCCAGCUUCUUCACGUUCCGGAGGUGGUACUCAUGAUGACCCAAAUUCCACCAACUCUAAAUGGAGCCAUUCACAAUCUUCCGAGACUAUUGUCUCCCACCCCUCCACCAUCUCUUUUAAAGGAAGCAUGUCAUCUUCACACGUAACAGAGAGUAUGAAGGAAGCCACAGAUUUAAACGAGGAACAGAUGAGUUUUAAAAGCUCAAUCAGUUGGUCAAGUUCUAAUAGUAAAGCAGGCAGUCAGAGACUGGAACAAGGGGAACUAAGUGAUGGUGGGGAGACUGCCCAACACAGUCGAUUAAACUCUCGUAAUCUGUCGGUAAUGAAGGCUAAACUACCACCAGCACCACCGAGAAGAACAUACUCUUUGCACCAUGAAAACAUCAAGGAAAGGCCAAGGGGACUGCCAGGCCCAAAGGAUUUUAAAUACCUUGGAUCCAAUGGCAGAAAACCAGAUGCAAAUUUAAAUACAAAAAAUCCUGCAUCAUCCAACACUACAAAUAUCUCUACCCAGUCUCCGGUAUCACAAUUUUUUAAUGACUCUAACUUACCUGUUAGUGGCAGUCUCCACAGACCUGUUCAAAAUGUUAUUGAAGUGCAGUCUGAAUCAAAUAACUCCUCCCCACAGGAUAUAUUUGAAAGAACUCUAUCCCCUUCUAGUGGAUACUCCAGUCAAAGUGGAACACCCACCCAUUCUUCUAAAGACAUCUGUCCUCCAUCUCCAGGAAGGCAAAAGUUGAAACCCCCAAAGCCAGAGAGGACAGUGACACGAAUUUCUCCUGCAGUGUCAGUCUCAUCUUCCCUGGUUUCUUUGUCAUCAAAUGUAUCAGAUCAAUCAAGUCAAUCAAGUCAGCUUACACAUGCACACACCACUCAAUCACAGUCACCAAAGAUUUCCCCUGCUGUAACAACAAUAAAAAACACAGUGACACCACCACCUACAACAACUAUCAAAGAAUUGUUCAACAUUCCUCCUCCACCAAAGGUAAAAGCACCUUGUCCCCCACCCCCUGAAACCUGGGCUCACAUUGAGCGCACAACUGAACUAUUAUGUGGUACAAAUGCCCACAGAUUGUAUGACCUUCAAAAACAUUAUCAAACAGACCUUUUAUUGAUGAAAAAUCAGGCCACAACAGAUAACAAAACAAGUGGGCAAAGACAGGUAUCUAUAGAAACUGUAAGAGACGAAAACUAUUCAGAGAAUGAAGCAGAUAUGUCUGAGCUUAAGAAUGAGCACAUGCCAGUGCAAGUUAUACACAAAAGAGAAUGUGAAAAUUCAGAAGAGAUAAAACAUAAGCAAGAAAGUCCAGCAAAUUUCAAGAAAUUGCAGUCAGAAGACAAGACUAAUCAAAUAUUUUUAUUAAAAGAAAAGUGUAUCAGUGAGUCAUGUCAUGUAAUUACUAGUGGUUUGCCAAAGAAUAGCAUUUUAGCUCUUGAGACACAGAGAACUGACACAGAAGACCAAUGUUUUGUCAAACACUCCACUAAUAAAGCCAUCCUUAAAAAUAAAACCACACAUAAUCGAAGUGUAGAAGAUACAGGAGCCAGUGGUAACUCUCCACUUAAUUCUCCACCACCUGAACAUUCUCCUCCUCCUCCACCCUCUAAAAUAUAUUCAGUAAGCUCAGAGUCUGUACUAUUGCAGGAGGAAGUAGAGACUGAGGGGGGACAAGUACUUACAGAUACUUCCUGGCCUCCACCACCUCCACCUAUGGAUGAGUCGUCUGACUUAGUAUUUGAAGGACAGGAUGAGAUAGACUUCCCUCUGCCUCCACCACCGGACAUGCAAGAAUCAUUCAUAGCUAUGUCAGCGCACUGCCAUGUAGAAUCAUCAGGACAGGGAGAUUUUGUGGCUCUUGAUAAGUCAACUGAUUUAUCAGAUGUAGCCAGCCACACCAUGCAAAAUUCAGAGCUACAAAUUAUUCAGGACACUACAUUAGUGGAGAAAGUAUUAAAUGAAUCUCCAGAAGUUGAGAACAUUCCAAAUAUUUUAGAUGACAAAAUGUUCAAUCAAUCACAAGCUAAGCCACAAUCCUUUGAGAACGUUUCACAAGUUUGCACAGAUCUAGUUGGUUUAGAAACUCCUAUGCCUUCUGAAACUUAUCAGAAAUCUUCAGAAUCACAGGAAAGUCCACAAGUUCUGCCUCAAGAAACUACCCUUCCACCUAAAAGUGAAACACAGCAAAUAUCUCAUGCUCCUACAUUCUCUGCUGAUUUAAAAAUUACACAUCAGCUUCCAAUGGAUGACCAGUCCACACUUAUUUUCCGGCAACAACCCAGUCUUAUAAACAAAGACAACAGAUGCAAAGGGAAUUCAUCCACACAAAAAUGUGCACCAAUUCAAAAGGAGGAUGCAAACAUUCCCCUUGUCACCCCUUCUCUACUUCAGAUGGUGCGGCUACGAACUGUAAAUGUUGAAGACCAAGUUGACCUUUUAUCACAAGAAGGUCCAGCUGGUACAAAGACCACCCCAGACCAGGACGUGUCUGUGUCUAGUCAAGUGACUCCACAAAAACCUGUUCGCAAAUCUGGCUUAAAAUCCAUGCAGUCUCCUGUCAAGUCGCCCCCUGCAUCAAUCCCGGCUCCUUCCAUGCGCCUUCAAGAGGCUAUACGUAUGAAGACAGCUGCAAUGUCUUCCAGUAGCUUCCCAGCAAGGCCCAGUUUACGUUUGCCAACCCCAACAGCAAACAGCAAUGAAGUGCCCGUACUGUCCCCCAAGACACCCGAUGCCUGUAAGUCUCCUGUCUCCACAGCCAGCUUCAUAUUUUCCAAGAGCACAAAGAAGGUUGUUAUUGAAACAGCCACAACCCCAGAGGCCCAGGCCAGCCUCAAGCAGAGCCUUGCAGCAGAGCUCAUGCAAAUUACUGAUCAGAAUAAAUUAAUGGUUACAAAUGGCACUAGGAAGCAUCAAAAGGUCCCACCACCGAUUGCAAAGAAACCAGUACAUGCAACAGCAGAAAAAGUUACAACUGUCACACAGCUUACAACAGUGGACUCUUCAAGUAAUCAAAAAAAUGGAGUAGCAAAUAAUCACCAGAAUGACAGAGGGCAACCUGUUGGCAAGUAAAGAAAAAGCCUACAAUGUGUCUUGAGUAAUGCUUUUGGAGAACUUUUGAAAAAAUGAAAGUAAAAUUAGCAAAGACAAUGUGUAGCAAUCAUGGACAGUAUCACUGUUAUAUUGUAAACGCCUUAGCCUAAACAUGGCCUUCAUAUUUAUGCAAAAAAUUUGGAGUUUGUUCCAAAUCUUUUGGUAUAACAGCUUUGCUGUAGCUUUGAUGUAUUUUUCUACAAAUACAAUUUAUGUCUCUUUUGGCAAGUUAUAAACCACCUGAUUAAGGUGGCUGCUGCAGUUCAAUGUUGUAAAUUUCUAGGUUUAUUCUUUGCAAUGUUAAUCUAUCAUCUAGUGGUUAUAAUAGGUAGUAGUCACUGCUGAUUAAAGACCUCUUUCCCAACACAAACAUGGAUUUUUAUGCUCACAGUAAAUUUUUUGUCCCUCAUUAACACAAUAUGGCCAGAGGUUUGUAGACAUAUGACAUCACACCUAUUAAUGCUUUUGGGGCAUUAAUCCCCCAUUAAUCCAGAUUCUCCAUUUGCAAGGUUUCCACAUAGUGUGGUGUCUGCUUUAAGACAAUGUCUGUUGUGAAAAGCGCUAUAGAAAUAAAUAGUCUUCACUCUUCUAGGAAGGCUUUCCAUUAGUUUUGGGAACAUUAGCAGAUUCAGGUGAGGGAGCAGUUGCUGUUCAAGUUCAUUCCAAAGGUGUUCAGCGGGGUUCAGAGCUCUAUGCAGGUCAUUCAGGUUCUUUCACUCCAUCCUUGGAAAAUCAUGUCUUAAUUUCCCCAUUUCUAUGUGCACAGGGGUACCGCCAUGCUGUAACAGGUUUGGUGCCCUUAGUAUUAGUGAAGGAAUGUCUCAUGUUACAGCAUACAAAAAUAUUGUUUUCAAUUGUAUGCUUUCAGAUUUAUGGCAACAAACCACAUAGGUGUGAUGGACAGGUGAACACAUACUUUUGACCAUAUUCUGUAUAUGUGGAAUGGCUAAUGCUAUGCUUAUACAUUUUAUGAAUGUAUAUAUAUAUACACAUUACUCAAUCUUAUUUGGAUCUUAACUAAACUGGCCUCCUGCAUCUGUAAAAUUGUGUAUAUGAUACAUGUGCUUGAGAAAAAUCAAGGAAUUUACUGAAUGUGCUUGAGAUGUUUAAUAAAUUAAAACAUUUUAUUACUAUUUCUAGAAAAAGCACUUUGCAAAAUAUAAUUGCUGAACCAUGAAAGGCAGUAAAACUUCUGUAUGUGCCCUCUAAAACUAUAGAACACAGCUGCUUCUUUAUUAAUGUCACAGCACAAAAAGUAUUGACACUUUGAGAACAAAGUUACAUAAAAAUAUUUGCCUGUUUAAAGUAUUUGGCUAUUUCUGGGUUUACAAGGUAGAUCAUGAAUGCAUUCUGCUAUUGUGAAGCCUGUUUAACAAUCUUUCUUUUAAAAAGUAUUUCACCACUUCUUUUCAACACCACUGAGUAUUCUUUAGUAUACAGUAUCUCUUAUAUGCAAUGUAUUUUCUCUACUCAAGUAAAAAUAUUUCAAUUUA
This is a messenger RNA of Silurus meridionalis, 6049 nucleotides long. RefSeq names its product KIAA1522 ortholog (gene nhsl3). The transcript has 7 exons. The coding region runs from base 501 to 4535 and encodes 1344 amino acids. Lineage: Eukaryota; Metazoa; Chordata; Actinopteri; Siluriformes; Siluridae. The record is from RefSeq and is a predicted model, not a curated record. Gene Ontology annotation, biological process: cell differentiation.